AUUUGUCUCAUUUCCUCCAUCGUUAAGCCCUUUCUUUAACCUAGUCGUCAUUCACUCUCCGUCAUCACUCUCUUGGGGAAGAUGAACACGAUAGCGAAGCGAGUUACGGGACUAGUGACUCGGUCGAGUCAGAGCCAGUUGCAGCAGGAGAGAGGGAUAAGGGUGAAGGUGUUCUCGGGGGAUCUAGACAAGGCCCUGACGAUACUGCAGAGGAAGAUGCAGUCGAGCGGGAUGGAGAGGCUGAUCAAAGCGCAGCAGACGCAUCACAUCAAGAACUCGGAGAAGAAGGUUCUUGCUAGGAAGAAUCUUGAACGCAAGAUCAAAUCCAUUGACUUUGCUCGCAAACUCCAGUCCAUCCUCAUCAAGAAAGUCAGAGGUUUAUGAGAGCUGAGCCGAAACGACGGUGUUGCUAUAACCAUUCAUCAUCUUUCUUUACAUUACAUUUUCAGGGAAUGGAUCUUGAUCAGUCCUAGUAUCUGUGAUAUAUAUCAACAGUUGUGAUCCAGAUUCUUUUAUUUUUCACUUUGAACUUUUUAAUGAAUGAAAUCAUUUUGGAAUUGUUAUAAUCUUGGAUAACUGUUAGUUGUUUAUUCUAUGAAUAAUCAACUUCAGAUUGAUGGAGUA
Brassica rapa (field mustard) is the source of this 624-nucleotide messenger RNA. RefSeq lists its product as uncharacterized. Lineage: Eukaryota; Viridiplantae; Streptophyta; Magnoliopsida; Brassicales; Brassicaceae. Gene Ontology annotation, biological process: translation. Gene Ontology annotation, cellular component: ribosome. The record is from RefSeq and is a predicted model, not a curated record. Gene Ontology annotation, molecular function: structural constituent of ribosome.